AGGUACGGGUGUUUUGUUUUUGUCUUCUUUGGCGCUCUCUUUCGCUGUCUUUCCUUCCCUUCUUCGUACUCGAUUUGCGCCGGCAAUGGAGAAGGAGAAAAAGAGCAUCUGCUGGCGUCCGAAAAACGCCCUGAUUGAGUGCAUUGUGAUGACCAAGUGCUUCGAGGAAAAGGGCGAAGUGGAGGAGUGCAUCGGCGCCAACGACUGCUUCCUGGAGCGGCGCAACUGGACACUUUGCAAGAUGAACGCCGUCAACCCGCGCUAUCGAUUGCGCGGCAACCCGUACGACGUGGCGACCGAGGAUCAGAAGAAAAUUGAGGCGCGCGACGAGCGGAUUCGCCAGCGGGAGCUAGAAGAGGACGGCUUUGUCACAAAAUAA
This is a messenger RNA of Leptomonas pyrrhocoris, 379 nucleotides long. RefSeq lists its product as hypothetical. Lineage: Eukaryota; Euglenozoa; Kinetoplastea; Trypanosomatida; Trypanosomatidae. The record is from RefSeq and is a predicted model, not a curated record. The transcript has a single exon. Bases 86 to 379 code for a protein of 97 amino acids.